GUAUAUAUAAAUAAAUUAUAUAUAUAUAUAAUUUGUUUUAUUAUAUUUUAUUUGAACUCCCUAGCAACAACCGUUGGUUUCCUGUGGUUAAACCUAAACGUUAAUCUUUUUUUAAAAAACACCUUUUCAGAAAGUGACACAAUUCGCUCAGGCUUCUUGCAGAUACAGGGAGUCUACCAGGAUCUCGCGCUGUGAUGAUGGAUCAGUGGGAGGAGAUCAGUGAGGAAGAGGAAGAGCAGCAGCCAUCUGAUCAGUCAGUCCUGCCCACAGGAAGCCAGAAUCAGCUGGAGGACGAGGAGAAGCCAACCCAGGCUCAAGAGGGCAACAGUGGUGAUGAGUGGGACACUGAUCUGGAAACAGACAAUGCCACCAAUGAGAAACAGUGUUUGUCCUGUGCAGAGCUGUACCUGCAGGCCUGUUUGUGGACAGGGUCCGUUCCCGUAUCCUCCUUCCUCCGUCACUUGGGUGAAGCCAGUAUCAACCUGAACCACUAUGGUGUGGGACCUCUGGGGGCCAAAGCUCUGGCUAUAGUUUUGCAAAAUGACAUUGUCGUCACCAACCUUGAGCUGGAGGACAACGGACUUGGGGCCGAGGGGGCAUGCUAUCUGGUGGAGAUGCUUCAAACAAACAGCAUCCAGAGUCUAAAUCUUUCCAACAACCAGCUGCAGCUUGAAGGAGCACACAUCAUCUCCAAAAUGCUGUUAGACAAUUACUACAUCAAAUCCCUCAAACUAUCAGGAAAUGAUUUUGAUGAUUCUGCUGUUAAAUACUUUGCUGAUGCUUUGAAGGGUGACUAUGUGGUCAAAGAGCUGGACCUCAGUCACAACAGGUUCUGUAACACAGGAGGAGAACACCUGGGUCAUAUGUUAGCCACAAAUGUAGGUAUUGAAGUCCUAAAUUUGAGCUGGAACCACCUUCGUAUGGGUGGUGCAGUGGCUCUGAGUGCUGGGCUGAAGGUGAACUCAACUCUGAAGCAGCUCCAACUGUCAUGGAACGGUUUUGGCCACAUCGAGGCAGAGUCACUGGGUCAAGCACUGAAACAAAACAGCACACUGGUGCUGCUGGACCUCAGCAGUAACCGUAUAGACGACCAGGCGGUGACACUUCUCUGCCAGGGCCUGGCCACCAACGACACCCUCAGGGUCCUCAAGCUCUCCCAUAACCCCCUGACAAAUAUCGGAGCGCUGACGCUGCUCAAAACAGUUACCAACAACAUGAAAUCAGCCGUGGAGGAAAUUGAUAUUUCUACAGUGUUUGUCUGUGAGGCCUUUGUGGAGCUGUUGGAAAAAGCCUGUCAGGGGCGUCCUGCUCUGGAUGUUCGACACAGCGCCAUGAGUUCUGUCACCAGGAACUCAUCCGCCCUCCAGAUCUUUCAGAAAUUCCUUGAAGAGCGAAAUGAGAGCACCAUGGAUUUCUUCCAAGCUUUGGAUAAAGAAGGAACCAUGAAGGUCUCCACCGCUGCCUUCAGAAAAGCUGUAACGGCAGCUAACAUACCUCUGGAUCAGCGGCAGCUUGAGUGGUUGAUCAGGACGUUUGACAAGAAAUGCACAGCCACCAUCAUCUACAGUCAGUUUGCUGAGCUGUCAUAGAUACAGAGAAGUACAGCACCACCAAGAUGAGGAUUAGGGAUAACAGAGGACACAUCUUCAAAUAAAAGUUAAUGGAGUCUGUUA
Sander lucioperca (pikeperch) is the source of this 1673-nucleotide messenger RNA. RefSeq names its product leucine-rich repeat-containing protein 74A-like. NCBI's taxonomy places the organism in Eukaryota, Metazoa, Chordata, Actinopteri, Perciformes, Percidae. Bases 195 to 1589 code for a protein of 464 amino acids. The record is from RefSeq and is a predicted model, not a curated record. Gene Ontology annotation, molecular function: protein binding. The transcript has 14 exons.